UUAUAGAUAACCUGUUCAACGGUGUUGUCACUUGUAGUGAAGUGCAGUGUUUUUUCAAGAAAGAGACUAAAUUUUGAGAUCCUUUGAAAUAUGGCAAUCAAAAUAUGGACGAUCCUACUCUUUGCUCCACUUGUUGGCCUUUGCUUGGGUAAAGCUGCAAGACACUUGACACUAACCAAACCCGUCAUGGAGGCCUUGAAACAGGUCCACCUUGCUGCAACUCACACUAUUAACAAGAGAAGUGCUGUGUCUGAUCGUGAGGUCCCACCUCCAACACCAUCAUAUUUUGGCUGUUUCUUGGGCUCAAAUCUACAGUUGCUCAACAAUACUAUACUUGAUGACAAUACCAACGCUGCCUGCGAAAAGCAUUGUUAUUCCAUGAAACGCAUGUUUUCGGCAACUCACGGUGAUGUAUGCGGUUGCCUGAAAGCAGUUCCAAAAAUGGAAAUAUCUGGUCCAGUUCAUGAAGAAGUGAAAAAAAGAGUGCCAGAUUCCGUUCACGAGUGCCAAACCCCUUGUCCAGGACACAGUACUGAUAAGUGUAGUGAAAAGCAAUUUUGUUGUGGAGGCCAUGGAUCGUACACUGUGUACAAAGUUGGAGGAAUGAGAUUUCAUACUGUUGCUGCUCUGUAAGUCUUACAAGAUUUCAAUGUGGAUUUAGUCAAGUCUGGUUUCGUUUCUGCAUCAAAGAAGACCGAUGCUAGGCAUAAAGUUUUGUCAUCUAGUUUUCAGGAUAAGUCAUUGUGGCCAAAAGAGUGGACAGAUACCGACGAAGACACAGAUUCUAAAGACUAUAAGGAUUUUAUGAAACAAGUGGAGAAAUGGGAGAAAGCACCGGGUAAUGAAUGCUGCUCACCGGGAUGUAAUUGGUUGCUUGACUUUAACGACCUAUAUACUGGCAAUGGCGGCAUAGUGAAAUGCCAUGAUAGCAGCUGAAUUGAUAAUGCCUGGAAAUUAGAAUCGGGAAAUGAAAUCACAAUAAAGAAAAACAUA
Exaiptasia diaphana is the source of this 993-nucleotide messenger RNA. RefSeq lists its product as uncharacterized. NCBI's taxonomy places the organism in Eukaryota, Metazoa, Cnidaria, Anthozoa, Actiniaria, Aiptasiidae. The record is from RefSeq and is a predicted model, not a curated record. The transcript has 6 exons. Bases 91 to 633 code for a protein of 180 amino acids.